AUGGAAUCGAACCUAUUUGAUGUUAACACUUCGUUGAAUGAAGUUUGUGAACAGUGUAAUGGAUCGUUUAACUCGACGAACCAGACGGGUUAUGAUUACUAUUACUAUGAUUAUGAAGAGUCUGUUUAUGCCAUACCUUUAGAGGAACUUGUGCCAGGAGCUAUCGUGUACUGCAUAACAUUGCUGGUAGGCAUAGUGGGAAAUGCAUUGGUUAUUUUCUCCAUUGCUAGAUAUCGCCGAAUGAGAAAUAUAACUAACACAUUCCUCGUCAGUUUAGCCAGUGCGGACCUACUCUUAGUUCUAAUCUGCGUUCCAGUGAAGUUUGCCGCCUUCUUUAGUUUUACUUGGAUGUUUGGUGAAUUUUUAUGUAAAGCCGUGGUAUAUCUACAGAACGUUUCAGCUAUCUGCUCUGUUCUAACCCUUACAGUAAUGAGCCUUGAAAGAUAUUAUGCCAUAUUGCAUCCAUUGAAAGCUAAAUAUGUUUGUACAGUUGGGAGGGCUAGAAAAGCUAUCGUUUUAUUAUGGAUAUUAUCUUUUAUAUUAGCUUUACCAAUUCCAUUUUUACAAGUACAUAAAUUAGUUGGUGUUAUACGAACUGGAUAUUGGUGUAUUAAAGAUUGGGAACAAAGUUUAUUUAGCAAAGUUUAUGAAAGCUACAUGUUUUGUAUCAUGCUGGUGCUUCCAGUUUUCAUCAUGACAUUCGCCUACUCUAGUAUCUGCAUAGAAUUAUGGAUGGUCACUCAUCAAAGGAUCGUCAUGAAAAAUGGCAGAAACGAUCAACAGACCGGCCAAAAUUCCAGUCCAUUUCGUGUAGCUUCUGAUAAAAGUCCAGUAAUACGGAAACAAACAAAACUCAAAGUUUCUACAGAAGAUGAAAAUACGAGAAAACAAGUAAUAAAGAUGUUGGUAGCUGUUAUAGUUAUAUUUAUUAUUUGCUGGGCACCAAUAUUAAUCAACAACUUACUGACAGCGUUUAACGUGCUGCACCAUUUACAUUAUGGUUAUUUAAAACCAAUGAGACUUGCUUUCUAUCUUUUAUCAUACUUGAACAGUUGUGUGAACCCAAUCAUAUAUGGAUUCAUGUCCAAGACAUUUCGUAAAACUUUUGUCCAUGCCAUCUGUACAUGUCUAAGAGGCAAAGAGUACAUGAGACGGAAGUAUUUUCUGAGAAAUUCGGUUCAAACUCGUACAUCGCAUUAUAUCUAUAGUAAAACUAAUGACGACUUUGAAAUGUCCAGAACUUGCUGUGACCAUACUGAUUAUGGAACUUGUGAUGAGGUGUAA
Molecule: messenger RNA, 1284 nt
Organism: Lottia gigantea (owl limpet)
Lineage: Eukaryota; Metazoa; Mollusca; Gastropoda; Lottiidae
Exons: 6
Coding region: 1-1284 (427 amino acids)
Biological process (GO): G protein-coupled receptor signaling pathway
Cellular component (GO): plasma membrane
Molecular function (GO): neuropeptide Y receptor activity
Source: RefSeq, a predicted model, not a curated record